AUGGCAAAUGUUUCACCUUCAACGAAAAAUCCUAUGGGAAAGCCAAUUUCAUCAGGUCAAUGCAUCAUGAUUGUAAAUUCAUACAAGAUGGAAUUAAGAAAAAAUCCUAAUAUAACUGUUCGGGAAGCUAGGAUUUAUAUAUCGAAACAACUUGGCAUCGGACAACGAACAGUUUCAAAUGUCAUCAGCGAAUAUAAUACUAACAAAACUGUCACCUCUCCGUGCAAAACUCGCAUAAGAACAUCAUUCAAAGAUAAGUUUGACGAUUUACAGAUGAACACAGUACGUUUUCAUGUUCAUUCAUUCUGGUUUAAUAAAACUAUACCCACAUUGGACAAAAUACUACAAAUUAUUAAAGACGACGACACUUUGCCAGAUAUUUCCAGAAUGAAUUUACAUCGUCUGUUGAAAUCCAUGGACUUCGUUUACACAAAACGCAGUCGCAAUAGUGCCCUUAUAGAAAAGGAUGAAAUUGUUUUGUGGCGUAGACGGUAUUUACAAAAUAUUUGUAAAUAUCGUGAAGAAGGGCGGCAUUUAUACUAUCUUGACGAAACCUGGGUCAACGCAGGCGACUGUACCAGCAAAACGUGGGUAGACAAAACAAUUAAAUCGCCUCGUGAUGCAUUUUUUCAAGGUCUCUCGACGGGGUCUCAGAACCCAUCUGGCAAAGGUAAGAGGCUAAUUGUUCUCCACAUUGGGUCUGAAGAUGGGUUUGUGCCAGGUGGCCUAUUAUGUUUUGAGUAA
Metopolophium dirhodum (rose-grain aphid) is the source of this 744-nucleotide messenger RNA. RefSeq lists its product as uncharacterized. Bases 1 to 744 code for a protein of 247 amino acids. Lineage: Eukaryota; Metazoa; Arthropoda; Insecta; Hemiptera; Aphididae. The transcript is spliced from 2 exons. The record is from RefSeq and is a predicted model, not a curated record.